Molecule: messenger RNA, 1774 nt
Organism: Cornus florida
Lineage: Eukaryota; Viridiplantae; Streptophyta; Magnoliopsida; Cornales; Cornaceae
Product: transcription initiation factor IIA large subunit-like
Exons: 11
Coding region: 237-1475 (412 amino acids)
Biological process (GO): transcription by RNA polymerase II; transcription initiation at RNA polymerase II promoter
Cellular component (GO): transcription factor TFIIA complex
Source: RefSeq, a predicted model, not a curated record
UUAUAUUCCACAUUUAUUUCCUUUUCUGGUCCGCCCCUUUCUCUUCUCUUCCCCUCUGCUCACCCAUAUCCACCCUUCACUCCAGACCCCGCAACCUCAAAACCCUAGACCUCUGCCCAACAAACCGUUCAACACUCUCUAUUUCCGAAACAUAUCUCAGUCAAUAUUGCGAAGAUCUAGUAUCAUCUGUGUUGAAAAAUUCGACGGCAAAGAACAAAGGUUCGGAGAAUCGGAACAUGGCGGGUUCGUCGACGACGAGUACUGUGUAUGUCCACGUCAUCGAAGAUGUCAUCAACAAGGUCCGAGACGAGUUCGUCAACAACGGUGGUCCAGGCGAUGGUGUUCUCCACGAGCUUCAAGGAAUUUGGGAAAUGAAAAUGAUUCAAGCCGGUGCUAUAUUGGGUCCGAUAGAUAGGGCUCCCAAGCUGGCACCAGGGGGCCCUAUUACUCCUACUGUUCACGAUCUUAAUGUACCUUAUGAAGGGACUGAGGAAUAUGAAACUCCCACCGCUGAGAUACUCUUCCCUCCAACACCAUUGCAGACUCCCAUCCAAACACCUUUACCAGGAAUGGCACAAACACCUUUACCGGGGACGGUACAAACACCUUUGCCUGGAACAGCAGACAACUCACCAUAUAACAUUCCUACCGGUACUCCCAUCACCCCCAGUGACUAUAAUUCGGUAAAUGAUAGUGGUGGUGUCACAGAGAUGAAAGCUGGGAGACCUAGUCAGUACAUGCAACCACCUUCUUCUUGGAUGAAUCAGAGGCCCCCUCUUAGUGUCGAUGUUAAUGUUGCUUACGUGGAAGGGCGGGAAGAAGCAGACAGGGGACAAAACGCAGACAGGGGACAAAAUCAUCAACCCACGACACAGGACUUCUUCUUGAUGUCUGCUGGAAAGCGGAAACGUGAGGAUUUCGCUUCGCAAUAUCAUACUGGUGGAUACAUUCCACAGCAAGAUGGAGCUGGAGAUGCUAUAUCAGCCCACAUUGAGGCAAAUAAAGGGGGCUACACCCGUCGUGACGUGGUCAGUGCUGCCAACCCUGAGAUGGUUGCACAUGGGGCGAGGUUGUCUCCUAGGAUUCCUCAACUGGAUGGGCCGAUUCCUGAUGCAUACGAUGAUAUGCUUUCUACACCCAAUAUAUACAAUUAUCAAGGAGUUGUCAAUGAAGAUUACAAUAUAGUGAAUACACCAGCACCAAAUGAUUUACAAGCAGCUACUCCUGCUGUUGUCGCUCAGAAUGAUGUUGGAGAUGAAGACGAUGACGAUGAGCCCCUGAAUGAAAAUGAUGAUGAUGAUUUGGAUGAUGUGGACCAAGGAGAGGAGCUAAACACCCAUCAUUUAGUUUUGGCCCAAUUUGACAAGGUGACUCGUACAAAGAGCAGGUGGAAAUGCACUCUAAAGGACGGGAUUAUGCACAUUAAUGACAAAGACAUUCUCUUUAAUAAGGCCACCGGAGAGUUUGAGUUCUGAUUUUGUUAGGAAAAAAGUCAUUCGGCAAUGAGCUGCAGUUGCUCAAGGGACCAAAUCUGGAGAUUUUGUCUUGUAUUUCCCAUAAUUAUGAAUUAAUGAAAGAUUGUCGGAACAAUGUGAGAUGUUUUAUUAUUUUAGAGGGGUUGGAUGCUUGACCAGUUGUAUAUAAAGGUAGAGCAAUUUUUGCCCUAAAUUGACGGCCACAUGAAGCUUAAUGUUUUAUGACAGAAUGCAUGAUUCUGUUCACUGUAUACUUGGACAUCUUGGUUAAUUUACAACGAUUUCACGUUUUGUUUUCA